This is a messenger RNA of Parnassius mnemosyne (clouded apollo), 1026 nucleotides long. The record is from the annotation of a GenBank genome assembly. Lineage: Eukaryota; Metazoa; Arthropoda; Insecta; Lepidoptera; Papilionidae.
AUGGACCCUCUAACGUGGCUCUCGUUGGGGCUGCAGCUGGCGGCACUAUGCUCGAUAGUUGGCGCACUGCUGCUGUACCUGCUGCGUAAAGUUCGCGUGGCAGAGGUGCUGCCCACCGACAGUGCCAAGACUGUUCUCGUCACGUCCGUAGACACGGCGCUCGGCCUACAGAUAGCAACAUAUCUUAGCGAUCGCGGUUGGCGCGUUAUAGCCGGCUGUCGACCUGGUGGCCUGGGCGCUCGUCUUGCAGACUCCUGGCUACAGGCACAUGUUGCGGCCACUCCAGAAAAUCAACCUCCACCGAGGCUAGCAACACUUGAACUUGACGUGGCCCGGGAAGAUUUACUGGAAGAGGCUGCUAGAGCCACCGCACAACAUUUACCAGCCGGAGAACAUGGGGUGUGGGCGGUGGUGAACACGGCGGGCAGCAGCGGGCGCGGCGGCGCGUGCUGGGAGGCGGCGCUGCGCUGCAACGUGCUCGGCGCGCUGCGCGUCGCGCGCACCUUCGCGCCCAUGCUCGCCGCCGCCGCCGCCGACCACCCACACGCCGGACGCCUCUUCUAUAUCGGACUAACAUCGGACACGGCGUGCGAGAGUUUAUCCCGGGCGGCAGUAGGGGACUUGAACGAGUGCACCGCAGUAGCGGCUGCGGUGCGAUGGGGCACGUGGGGCGCCGCGCGGGCUCUCAGAACUUCACUGCGCACCCGGGGACUGCACGUUGUGUUGUUGCACACGCCGGACCUAUCUGCUGCGGAGAUCUAUGCGCCGCCAGUUCAACUCACCGCACCUAGUCAGCCUACCAGUCGGCCAGAUACUCCGAGCUCGGACGUAAGCGCCACAACCGCUAGCUGCGCGGUGACGAUGCCGGGCGAAGCGGCGGAGUACAGCGCGAAAGUUCUACCCACUGCAGCCCUGAAGCUGCUAGAAGAAGCUCUCACUUCACCGGCACCCAAGGAUGCUUACUACUUGAAAGUAAAGCAUGACUCGUGGUUCACUAGGAUGCCUUCCUUAAGGGUCGGCCAUUGA